Molecule: messenger RNA, 2355 nt
Organism: Haliotis rubra (blacklip abalone)
Lineage: Eukaryota; Metazoa; Mollusca; Gastropoda; Lepetellida; Haliotidae
Product: putative N-acetylated-alpha-linked acidic dipeptidase
Exons: 18
Coding region: 1-2301 (766 amino acids)
Molecular function (GO): carboxypeptidase activity
Source: RefSeq, a predicted model, not a curated record
AUGGCCGGUCCGAAGGAAGACCCUACUAGCAGAUGCUGUUUCUCUGUGAUAUGUUUUUUCACCCUCUGUGUCGGUGUCGCUGUAGGCGUCGUCAUCGGCAUGUAUGUCCUGUGUGACGAUCACGGCGACGAUACUACACGGCCACCAACUGUUGAGAUGUAUAGAGACACGAUACCAGAUGAUACUCUACAAGCUAUUCUAAGUGGUGUGAGCAAGACGAAAAUUGAAGAUAAUUUGAGUGUGGUGCGCGAGAUUGGGGGCCAGUUUAGAGGGUAUUCCGGAUUCGGCAGUGUGGUGCGUGAGAUUGGGGGCCAGUUUAGAGGCUAUACCGGAUUUGACUCAGUGGAACAAGGAGCUGGGCCGCAGGAUCUACAAUUACUGGAGGGAUGUUGGUCUGGACGAUGUCCAAACUCGGGAAUACGACGUACUACUGUCCUACCCGACACUGAGAACCCAAACAUAGUGUCGUUGUUAGACAACACUGGAAACCCGAUAUACUCGUCGCCGAAGACGGAGAAAAUACUCACCCCAGAGGAGAACAAAACAGGAGUUGUCCCCCCUUUUUUGGCGUUCGCCAAGGCUGGAGUCGUCCAGGGUGAUCUAGUGUACGUCAACUACGGCCGUGUUGAGGACUACGUCACCCUCUCAAACAACUCCAUCAACGUCACCAACAAGGUCGUCCUUGCUAGAUACGGAGGAAUAUUUAGAGGAGAUAUAGUAAGCAUCGCCAGUCUUCACGGCGCUAGCGGGGUCAUCAUCUACUCCGACCCACACGACUAUGCACCGGACAAUACAACCCGCCCGUACCCUAACUCUUGGUGGCUGCCCCCCUCGGGCACACAGAGAGGCACAAUUGAUACCGGAAAUGGAGAUCCUUUGACCCCGGGGUACCCAGCAACAGAAACUGCCUAUCGUAUCCAGGAGAAAGCGGUCGACCCUCCCCUCCCCUCUAUUCCGGCACAUGCCAUCGAUGCUGAGGUGGCAGAGAAAAUACUCAGCUACCUGGCCGGCCCCCCUGCACCCCCGGAAUGGAGGGGGGAUCUGAAUGUCACAUACAAUCUGGGACCCAGCUUCCGUGAUGGAAUGAAGGUGCAACUUAACGUGUCCACGAGGAACAAACAGAGCAGGAUCUCGGACGUCGUAGGAGUCAUACAAGGUGCAGAGGAGCCAGAUCGCUAUGUAAUACUCGGUAACCAUAGAGACGCGUGGGUGUUUGGAGCCAUGGACCCGUCCGGUGGUACAGCCAUCAUGUUGGAGAUCUCCCGGACUCUCAAACACGCCAUAAACACCACCAGCUGGCGUCCCCGAAGGUCCAUCAUCCUCUGUAGCUGGGACGCCGAGGAGUACGGAUUGUUUGGAUCCACAGAGUUUGUUGAGGAAUACGUGAAGACGCUGACGACCAGGGCGGUGGCGUACCUGAACGUGGAUAUUGCUGUGCAGGGUCAAUACAGCGUCUCCAUUGGUGGAUCCCCUCUACUGUACAGAACAGCACUGUCGGCCACACAACAGGUAUACAUACAUACAUGUGGAGGGGUGGGUGGAUCCCUCUACUGUACAAAACAGCAUUGUCGGCCACACAACAGAUACGGCAACCUGGGCUCAGGGAGUGACUUCACCAACAUGAGGUGUCAAGCCGGUGUCCCCGUCCUCGACUUCUCCUACAUCUACGACGUGACCAAGUGGGACAUAGCUUCCUAUCCCCUGUACCACUCAGAAUACGAGACAUUCUACGCCGUCAAGAAUUUCGUCGAUGGGAACUUUACGUACCAUCGAGCAAUCGGUCAGCUGUGGCUGGCAUUGGCACUAGAGCUUACAGACUCCGCCAUAUUGCCCUUUAACUUGUCUGACUACGCCGAGACUAUGUCCCGACUCAAGGAGCAGCUAGUGGCCGACAAAGGGGACGUCCUGGACAGGUACCUGCCUGGAUAUGACGCCAAUCUGACACAGGUCAUAGAUGAGUUCACGGAAGCGGCGGCCAGUUUCAUGGCGCAAGUGGCCGGCACUAGCACAUCCAAACCCCUUGUCGUCCGCAAGCUGAAUGACCAGCUUCUACAACUAGAGAGAGCGUUCCUCGACCCUCAUGGACUGCCUGGCCGGAGUUACUACAGGCAUAUCCUGUUUGCUCCCAGCAGCCAUAACCAAUAUGCUGCAGCCUCGUUCCCAGGUCUGGUUGACCUUCUUUUUGAUAUUAAAGACUCUGACACCAGCCAAUGGGAGAAGGUCAAGCAACACUUCUCGGUCAUACUCUUUACCAUCCAAUCAGCGACGUCAACAUUGCGUGACGUGAUACAUUUUAUGUGAAGAAGGAAAAGAUCGGCACAAGCUUUUUUGAAUAAAAUAUGAAUUCUUUGAAAA